CGCCACCGCUCAAAUGUUCUUUGUGGCAAUUAAGUGCCAGUUAGCGGGUAGCUGCACACAUUUUCUCUUAAGCAAUCUAUCAAUCUAUCAUAGUAAGUCUUUAUUAUUCAUGGCAAAGGAAAAAUGAAAAACGCCUUCUUCAGAAAGUCUGUGCACGCCACCGAGACGGGCUGUGCGUGCGUGCGCGCACGCAACCAUCCGUGUCCUAAAUGUGGACAUUCGUCUCAGUGUGCUUAGAUCAUUUCGGUGUUCAUCGUACAGCAAUGUUGCGCUGGUGUUGUUCAACGGAGCAGGAGAGGGCGGCCAUCGAGGUGGACAGAAAGAUAGAUAAAAUGCUCAGAGAGCACGCUCGUUUGCUGCGCCGGGAGUGCAGCAUGUGCAUAAUCGGCAUGGACAACAGUGGGAAAACCACCCUCUUCAGACAGAUGCAAAUGAUCCACGAAGGGGGCUAUUCUGUGCAGUACCGGAAGGCCUUCGCCGAGACGGUCUUUCAGAACGUCUUCACUGCCAUCAAGGCCCUGACCGAGGCCAUGAUCACCCUCAACAUCCCCUACACAAGCCCAGAGAACCAGCUGGACGCACAGUGGAUCCAGGACGUGGAGACGCGGCAGGUCACCACACUGGAAGCCCAACACACCGACGCCAUCCGCCGCCUCUGGGCUGACCCGGGUAUCAGGACCUGCUACGGCCGCCGUCGAGAGUUUCAGCUUCUGGACUCCACCGAGUACUUCAUGAACAACCUGGACCGCAUAGCUGCCCCGGGGUACGUCCCCACUGACCAGGACGUGCUGAGGGCCAAAACGAACAACAAAUCUGUUGAGUAUUCCUUCGACACCGGAGAGCACUUCUUAAGGAUAUUUGAGCCUGAUUUAUUCCACCACCGCAGAUUCAGACACAUCAUGAUGGAGGCGAAUUUCUUCAUCUUUGUGGCCUCUCUCAGCGAAUACGACCAGUUUGGCCCCUGGUCGUCCAACCCCCCCGACCCCUUCGAGCACCUCGUAAGGGAAGGUGCGCAGUGUUUCUGCAGCUGUGUCAACAACCGCUGCUUCCGCCACAUUCCUUUCAUCCUCUUCCUCAACAAGAUGGACAUCCUGGCUGAGAAGAUCCAGACGUCCGACCUCCAGAUCUACUUCCCCGAAUUCACAGGGAAAAAAGGUGAUGCUGAAGCAGCCAUGGACUUUAUCCGGGGGCUGUACCUGAGCAGGGUCCACGUGGAGAGUAAGCAAUUGUAUGUCCACUUCACCUGUGCCAUCGACACGGAGAGCAUCCGCCAGGUCUUCAACGACAUCAAGGGCAACAUCCACAACAAGUACCUGAAGAACUGCCUUCUGUAGUGACCUCUGACAUGCUCUUCUCUCCUUGCUGGCACCAGUGCCACCAGCACGAGAUAUUACCAUAGAGCAGGGGUAGGUAACCCUGGACAUUCCAGAAACGUUCCUGGUCUUUUUCUCCACCAAAACCUCUAUAACUGCAAAAUUGUAUUCAUCAUUUGGGUUAAUGAACGCAAACGACCAUGUGCUGAAAUUAUUCAGCUGUUUCACUAUUCAGGCUCAUUCUUCUCAGACUCUAAAUAGUUAAUCAAUAAAGGUCUCGUAGUCAAGCUAGGAUGGAGUAAAAACCAAAAAGAUGA
Molecule: messenger RNA, 1630 nt
Organism: Anguilla rostrata (American eel)
Lineage: Eukaryota; Metazoa; Chordata; Actinopteri; Anguilliformes; Anguillidae
Product: guanine nucleotide-binding protein subunit alpha-14-like
Exons: 7
Coding region: 210-1334 (374 amino acids)
Biological process (GO): adenylate cyclase-modulating G protein-coupled receptor signaling pathway; action potential; phospholipase C-activating dopamine receptor signaling pathway
Cellular component (GO): heterotrimeric G-protein complex
Molecular function (GO): GTPase activity; G-protein beta/gamma-subunit complex binding; G protein-coupled receptor binding
Source: RefSeq, a predicted model, not a curated record